Ectocarpus siliculosus is the source of this 555-nucleotide messenger RNA. The record is from the annotation of a GenBank genome assembly. NCBI's taxonomy places the organism in Eukaryota, Phaeophyceae, Ectocarpales, Ectocarpaceae.
AUGUCGACGGCAGCAUCUAGAGCAGGCGGGAGCAGCAGUGGGGCUACCCCUGCUGUCAACCAGCGAGCGGUGGACUUCCGCCGACAGCUGGAUGCGCACACAAGAACAUUGGUGGAAAGCUUCGGAGGGCUCGUUAGGUUGGCGAAGAUCACCAAUCCACAGAGCACCGAACGAGAAGAGUUUCAGGUCAAUGUGGCGACGGCAAGUCUUGCGACGGCCGGCGAGGGACUUCUUCGCCAGAUACGGGAGCUAAAGCUCGCCGUCAUGCUGCAGGACGAAGCGGCCAUGGACCUUGAGGUGGACCAAGCCUUGGCCAAGAUCGCUAGCGAGCGAGAAGAGCUCGAGAAAGAGCUAGAGGCCUUGUCCAACGACCUCAAGGGUGCGUACGCGAAGGCAGCCAUGGCUGGGGGGGGCGACGCGGAUAGUUCAUCGGCGACGGUCACGGGGGUGGAAGGAGUCGUGUCGAGUUUUAGCGGUAUGGAUGUGGUGGGAGAAAGACAGGGGGACGCGAUGGGGAAUGCCGCGGAAGAGGAAGGGGACGGGGUGGCAAGAUGA